Molecule: messenger RNA, 1149 nt
Organism: Ricinus communis (castor bean)
Lineage: Eukaryota; Viridiplantae; Streptophyta; Magnoliopsida; Malpighiales; Euphorbiaceae
Product: bax inhibitor 1
Exons: 6
Coding region: 120-866 (248 amino acids)
Cellular component (GO): membrane
Source: RefSeq, a predicted model, not a curated record
UAAUUUACUCAACAAUAUCAUCCAAAAAGUCUUGUCAGCUCCGAGUUUGUUUGUUGCAUUUCGAUAAUAACAUUCUCUUGUGCGAUUGAUUUUCAAUUUCCAUCGUUGAGUAUCAGGCAAUGGACGCGUUCGCAUCUUUCUUCGAUUCGCAAUCUUCUUCGAGAAAUCAAUGGACAUACGAUUCUCUCAAGAAUUUCCGUCAGAUCUCUCCUCAUGUCCAGACUCAUCUCAAACAGGUUUAUUUGACCUUAUGCUGUGCACUAGUUGCAGCAGCUGCUGGGGCUUAUCUGCACAUCCUAUGGAAUAUUGGUGGUCUUCUAACUACUUUUGCAUGCAUUGGAUGCAUGGCUUGGCUUCUGUCUCUUCCUCCUUAUCAAGAGCAAAAGAGGGUUGCUAUUUUGAUGGCAGCUGCACUAUUCCAAGGAGCUUCUGUGGGCCCUCUGAUUGAUUUGGCCAUUGAUAUUGAUCCAAGUGUUCUGAUCACUACAUUUGUGGGAACUUCGGUGGCCUUUGGUUGUUUUUCGGCUGCAGCUAUGUUGGCAAGGCGUAGAGAGUACCUCUAUCUUGGUGGUUUGCUCUCAUCUGGCCUGUCGAUCCUUCUCUGGUUGCAAUUUGCAUCUUCUAUCUUUGGGGGAUCUGCAUCCAUCUUUAAGUUUGAGUUGUACUUUGGGCUUUUGGUGUUUGUGGGCUAUGUGGUGGUUGACACCCAGGAUAUCAUUGAGAAAGCUCACCUUGGCGAUCUGGACUAUGUGAAGCAUGCUUUGAAUCUUUUCACUGAUUUUGUUGCUGUGUUUGUCCGAAUUCUCAUUAUCAUGUUGAAGAAUUCAGCUGAGAAAAAUGAGAAGAAGAAGAAAAGAAGAAAUUAAGCAUUGGCUGGGGUUAAAUCAUGUGGUGCUGCAGUAAAAUUGAACCAGUUGUCAAUAACCUUUUUUGUCUGUCUUUUUUUUUUCUGUGAGAGCCUAAUCUAUGUAACUACUUUGUGAACCGUGUAACUAUUAGUAGUUAUGUUUUCUGUAGGAUAUACGUCUGGGUUUUGAUAAAUCCACAUGAAGAGAAGUUCAUAAAAUUAAUGGUAGUUGGAUUAUAGGGCUCUGCUUGCUGUAGAUUUUGGGAUUAUAAUGAUGACACAAAAUGGAUCUUGCCCUUGCU